AGCCAGCCUCUUCGCUCGAGUUUUGCAGGCACUCCGCACCCACCUGAGACCGAUCAGACAAAGAACCACGAUCAAUUUCAGAGUUUGAAUAGUGGGUAUUGUUCACGUCGAAGCGGAGAUUCUCUACAAGGAUGGUUCAAUCAAUUGAAUACGUGUGUAUUCUUAUCACACUCGAUUGAUAGCCUUGGAGACAGUGUACCCUAAAUACUCAAGGCGAUGGUCGGAUGAGAUAGUGUUUAUAUAAGAGGAGGUAGUCGUCGCAAGGUGUUAGGCGUCAACUUCAUCUACUCUCUCUUUUUCCAAAAAUUCGAACCUAAACCUUUGGCUUGUGAUCAAUUGAACUAUGGGGAAGAAAUCUGCGGCUUUGCUCGUGAUGAGCGGUGCGUUGAUGGCCUGGUGGUACUGUAGGAAGUCUCCAACAGAACCUGUGGUCGUUCUGGACUACGGCUCCUUUCGAGGAAGGAGAUCGCAUCUGCACCAUGAAAUUGAACGAUUUUAUGGGAUUCCAUACGCUGAACCGCCAGUUGGGGAUCGACGAUUUACGAAUCCCAUUCCGCCUUUGCGAACUUAUUGGAAACAUGACGCCAGGAAGCAUGCACCGGUGUGUUCUCAACAGACCUUAGGGGGUGAUACAGAAUCGAUGUACAAAGACUGGUUCAAUAAUAUGAAUUUGAAUCCGAUGGAGUACUUCACGCCGUUCGGGUCUGGACAGGAAGACUGUUUGACAUUGGAUAUCGCUCGUCCAGCCGGCUUAAACAAAAGUUCGAAACUUCCGGUGAUGUACUUCAUAUAUCCUGGUGGGUUCAACUACGGUGCGAGCUGGCAGCUUACACCAGUCCCGAUGGUGAAGAAAAGUAUCGAGAUUGGUCUUCCAGUGAUCUGGGUCUCGGCAAACCAUCGGAUGAAUGCUUUUGGCUUUUUAGGUGGACGCGAAGUUGGUGAGGCUGGCGUCGGCAAUCUGGGACUGAAGGAUCAAAGAUUGACCUUGGAAUGGAUCCAAAAACAUAUAUCAAAGUUUGGAGGCGAUCCGAAAAAAGUUAUGGUCUACGGAGAAUCAUCUGGCGCGAUAUCCAUCUCGCAUCACCUCUUGGCGUUCAAUGGAAACCUCAAUGGCUUAUUCCGCGCUGCUAUCUGCCAAAGUGGCACAGCCUUACCAGCUGGCAAGCUCUCUGAAGGAGCAGGGCAGAAAGGAUUCGACUUUCUGGUCGAUAAAGUAGGCUGUAAAGACUCCAAGGAUAAACUGGAUUGUCUCCGCCAUGCGGAUCUGGAAAAAUUACAGGAUGCGAUCAAUGACCUUCCUGGAACCUUUUCCUUUGGGGCUUUCCCAUUAACCUUCGGCCCAUCUGUUGAUGGCGAAUUCGUCACGGAGUCCAUGCAGCAUGCCUUGGCCGCUGGUAGAUUCGCAAAAAUCCCGUUGAUUAGCACUACCAUGAAAGAUGAAGGGACAGUUCUUACAAUAUCAUCGAGUUCGAUUAAGACCCAAGACCAACUUCGACAGACUUUACAUCAAAAGGUUCCCAAGGCAAGCCCGGAGCAGAUCGAAAAGAUCUUACAACUUUGGCCCUCUGACCCAAAACUGGGAUCGCCUUUCGGCACAGGCGACAAAAAUGCGUUGACGCCUGUUUACAAGCAAUAUUCCGCAAUUCUGGGUGACUUUGCAUUCCAAGGCUUGAGGCGAUUGUUUCUUAGAACAACAGCUAAUGCAAUGCCCACUUGGAGUCUCUUGGACCGAGCAGAAGAGGAUCUUCCUAUAAUAGGUGCCUUCCAUGCAUCCGAUCUUCCAGCUGUCGUCGGUUUAAUUCCCGGGCAGCGGACUGACGAAUAUCAAGCACGCUGGAUUUCGUUUGCCCAUAAUCUUGACCCUAAUUACGAAGGAUUGCCGCGUUGGGAAAAGUACGACAAUGGACAGUCACUCGUCAUGACAAGAAACGGGUCAAUAGGCAUGGAGCCCGACAACUUUCGCGAGAAAGAGAUAGAUUAUUAUCUGCAAAACCUCCACGAGCUCACCUUUGAUUCGCCGUGAACUUGCCUUUUUUGUCAGAUGUUUUUAAGUUAUUUUAUAGAUUCUUGUUUGCUUGUCAAUUGUCAAUUCGUGCUGCGCUCUGCCCAACCUCGUUUCUCAUUCAGGUCUAGUCGUUGCAUGGUUGCAUCCGAAGCAUCUUUGUAGAUAUGAUUGCCAUUUGAAUGUUUUGCUUUCUUGUAUUUCAGCGUCAGGAAGUGUAC
This is a messenger RNA of Melampsora larici-populina 98AG31, 2223 nucleotides long. RefSeq names its product putative carotenoid ester lipase precursor. The record is from RefSeq and is a predicted model, not a curated record. The transcript is spliced from 15 exons. Lineage: Eukaryota; Fungi; Basidiomycota; Pucciniomycetes; Pucciniales; Melampsoraceae. Bases 344 to 2023 code for a protein of 559 amino acids.